AUGGCGGCGCUGCCCGCCGCCGCAUUGGCCGGCCUCCUCCUCGCCCUCGCCGCGGCCACGGCGGGGGCCACCACCGAGUCCUCCGACGCCGCCGCUCUGGGGAAUCUCUACACCUCCUGGAACAGCCCGUCGCAGCUGGCCGGCUGGUCCGCCAGCGGCGGCGACCCCUGCGGCGCCGCCUGGCAGGGCGUCACCUGCACCGGCUCGGGCGUCACCGGAAUUAAGCUUCCUGGGACAGGGCUGAAUGGUUCGCUGGGCUACGAACUCUCCAAUCUAUACUCACUGAAAACAUUGGAUUUGAGCAACAACAACAUCCGUGGCUCAAUUCCUUACCAGCUGCCACCAAAUCUCACAUAUAUGAAUCUGGCAACCAACAAUUUCUCUGGCAAUCUUCCAUAUUCCAUAUCCAACAUGGGUUCAAUCGAGUACCUCAAUGUCAGCCACAACUCAUUGGCUCAACAAAUCGGGGAUUUAUUUGGAAACCUCAGUUCACUUUCAGAAUUGGACAUAUCUUUCAACCAAUUGACAGGGGAUCUUCCCAAUUCUAUUGGCUCUCUGUCAAAUCUUUCUAGCCUUUAUAUGCAAAACAAUCAAUUAACAGGCUCUGUCAAUGUUCUCGGUGGUCUAGGCCUUACUACCCUAAAUAUUGCAAACAACAAUUUCACUGGAUGGAUACCACAAGAAAUCAGCUCAAUCCCAGAUGUGACACUUGGAGGCAACUCAUUUACCAAUGGACCUGCUCCCCCACCACCACCUUUUAUGCCACCACCCCCGAGAAGGCCACGCAAUCGUCCUAACAAUGGGGGAAGUGGAAAUGCUCCCAAAGGCUCUGAGAGCACCACUGGUCAAGGUGACAAGAAGCAAGGUCUGCACACAGGUGCACUUGUGGGGAUAAUUGUUGGGUCCGUACUUGCUGCCUUGCUUGCACUUCUUGUUUUGGUAUUCUGCAUUCGCAAUGCUCGGAAAAAGAAGGAUGACAGUAGCAGCGAAUACAAAGAUUUUGUAGGUCCACUAUCAGUGAACAUAGAGGAAGUACCUAGCAGGGAAAUCCCAGAGCAGGGACUUGAAAAUACAACUAUGAAAGCCCUGCCUGCUGAAAAGACGACUCCAGAGAGGGUUUAUGGUAAAAAUGGUUCUAUGAAGAAGGCAAAGGUCCCCAUAACUGCGACGCCCUACACUGUUUCUUCCCUGCAAGUGGCAACGAAUAGCUUCUGUCAAGAUUCUCUUCUAGGCGAGGGUUCACUCGGUCGUGUUUACAAGGCUGAUUUCUCCAAUGGAAAGGUUCUGGCAGUUAAGAAGGUAGACAGUGCCGCCCUAUCCUUGCAGGAAGAAGAUGAUUUCCUUGAGGUUGUAUCAAGUAUGUCACGGCUUAGGCAUCCAAACAUUGUGCCACUUACAGGAUACUGUGUUGAGCAUGGGCAAAGGCUUCUUGUUUAUGAGUACAUUGCAAAUGGAACAGUGCAUGAUAUGCUGCACUUCUCUGAUGAGCUGAGCAGAAGGCUUACAUGGAACAUCCGUGUGAGGAUAGCACUCGGCACUGCUCGGGCACUAGAAUACCUGCAUGAGGUGUGCUUGCCUUCUGUUGUUCAUAAAAACUUCAAGUCCUCAAACAUCCUACUUGAUGAAGAGCAUAAUGCACAUUUAUCUGACUGUGGGCUCGCUGCCAUGACACCUAAUAAUGAGAGGCAGGUUUCUACUGAAGUUGUUGGGUCAUUUGGAUACAGUGCCCCAGAGUUCUCCAUGUCAGGAAUUUAUACUGUAAAGAGUGAUGUGUACAGUUUUGGGGUUGUGAUGCUAGAGCUAUUGACUGGAAGGAAGCCACUAGACAGUUCUAGAGAGAGGUCAGAACAGUCUCUUGUUAGAUGGGCUACGCCUCAGCUUCAUGAUAUUGAUGCACUUUCUAAGAUGGUUGAUCCAGCAUUAAAUGGAAUGUACCCUGCCAAAUCGCUCUCCCGCUUUGCAGACAUAAUUGCACUCUGUGUUCAGCCGGAGCCAGAGUUCCGCCCUCCCAUGUCUGAGGUUGUCCAGCAGCUUGUGCGCCUGAUGCAGAGGGCUAGCAUAGUGAGGCGGCAAUCAGGUGAAGAACUAGGGUUUUCAUAUAGAGCUCCAGAACGUGAAGGAGAUGCCAGAGACAUUUCCUUCUAAGCAUGCUUUCUUCUAUGGCACAAGUGCAAAGAAGGUCGGAGGAGAGUUGAGUUUAUUGUCAAGAAUGAUUGCAUAUGAACUAGAAACAUGAGUUGAGAAAUUCGAGGAUCAAACGAAUGGGUGAGAAGAUAAUUUUGGGUAUUGAGAUUGUUCAAUUAUGUUCAUCCUUCUCUUCUUUUUGUUUGGGGUAGAGUUAAACUGUGGAUGAAACCCGUGUCAUGUAUAGUAUGUUGGUCACUGGUAGAGAAAAGAAAUGAUAAUGCUUCAAAGGAUAACUUUCUUGUGGAUGUGAAACAAGUAUAUACUGCCUUUCACUUGGCAGUUCACUCCAUCCUGCUGAAUGUUCUGUCUCUACGGUUCUGGAAAUAUUUUUCAAGUACUAGC
Molecule: messenger RNA, 2529 nt
Organism: Lolium rigidum
Lineage: Eukaryota; Viridiplantae; Streptophyta; Magnoliopsida; Poales; Poaceae
Product: protein STRUBBELIG-RECEPTOR FAMILY 8-like
Exons: 16
Coding region: 1-2145 (714 amino acids)
Biological process (GO): protein phosphorylation
Molecular function (GO): protein binding; protein kinase activity; ATP binding
Source: RefSeq, a predicted model, not a curated record